Molecule: messenger RNA, 1381 nt
Organism: Aspergillus pseudotamarii
Lineage: Eukaryota; Fungi; Ascomycota; Eurotiomycetes; Eurotiales; Aspergillaceae
Product: WD repeat protein
Exons: 6
Coding region: 175-1257 (360 amino acids)
Molecular function (GO): protein binding
Source: RefSeq, a predicted model, not a curated record
AGACAGUCUUCGGCCGAUAACUAAGUCAGUAAAACACGCAUUGCAUUCUGCUUUUGCGGGGCUAUUUAUCUAUCCCUCUGAGGCUGAGACUUCAGUGCCUUUGAUUGGUCAAGUAGCAAAUUGCCCUAAGACAGGACACCAGGGUUUGCUAUACUACACGAUCAUUGUCCAACCAUGCAUACACUCAAAGCCACAGCGUCUUCAUCGCUCUCACUCGCUCAGGACAAUUACAUCUACUCCAUUGCUUCAUCAAGCCCAGGCUCAUUCGCAGCCAUUGCUUCGGACGACUCACUGCGUGUAUUUGACGCCGCUAGCCUUGGCCAUGUCUCUGUGGUGGCUGCCGACGCCCACAAGGGAGUUACGUCGUUGAAAUCGUACGAUGCGGGUCAUCAACUGCUUGCCACUGGAGGGAGAGACGGGAAGGUGAAGCUCUGGGAUCUGCGGAAUGGCAAGAGGUCGGCAGUUGUAGAGGUGGAGACAUCGAGAGAUGCACCAGUUCUAUCUAUAGCCUGUUGUCCUGCAACAAACAGCCUCGUAGGCGGCACUGAGCUUGUUUCGUCUCAGGCUGUUGUUGCUUUUUGGGAUGUCAGAUCCCCGGGUCAAUCUCGACUUCAGUAUAUUGAAAGCCACAAUGACGAUGUCACUGAGCUCCAAUAUCACCCAACGAGGAACAAUAUCGUGCUUUCCGGAAGCACGGAUGGCCUAGUCAACAUCUAUAACACCGAUAUUACAGACGAAGAUGAGGCUCUUGUACAAGUUAUCAACCAUGGCUCAGUACAUCACGCCGGUUUCUUAAGCGAGAGGACCAUUUAUGCUCUCAGCCACGAUGAAGUCUUCUCGAUUUAUCCGGCUACUGAUCCAGAAGAGGAAGCACAGGAGCCUAAUCCUGUGCAGUUCGGAGACUUGAGACAGCCUCUAGGCUGUGAAUACAUUGCUCAGCUAUGCAUUGGCAGCCAGGGCCCCUAUAUCGCCGCUGGCCAUAAAAUUGAGAAACGACUGGACUUGGUCCCUCUUACCUCAAACCCAUCUUGGCAAUUUGACCGGGAGAACCUGUGGCGGCUUCCUGGCGCUCACGGCGAGGAGGUUGUACGUUCCAUCUAUCUGGACGAACAGUCCCAAUCGGUAUUUACCUGCGGCGAAGACGGAUUCGUCCGCGCAUGGAAACCGGAGUCCGGAGAGGUGCAGGGCGAUGAUUCCUCAAACAAGACUGCGCGGCCGAAAAAGAAUAAGGAUAAGGGACGGUUCAAACCCUAUUAAAUUAGGCCUUGUCUGUUUCGUUACCACGCCCAGAGCAUUGACCGCCAUGAUAUAAUGUAAAAUACGUGACCUCGGAAAUACGUAUGCUGUCAUACUGUCCUGGCCUUCCCGUAUGUUUCAAACC